AAAAAAAAAUAAAAUUGGAAAAGCUGGGAUUUGGGAAGGUCUGAAAUAGUUUUAGGGGUGAAGAAAAGGCUCUCCCAAUCAUGUAUUUGAGUAAGCCGCGGUAAUCAUGACCAGUUUUACUCAACACCUAUAAGAACACAAAGCUUCUCACUUUUUCUCUCACAGAAUAAGAAAAGAAAAAAAAAACCCCACGCCAAAUUUCUCUGCAUUUUUUGUUUUUUUGCUGCCAUUUUGCCCCACUGAAGUAGACAUGGUUGCAACCUUAUGGCUGGAGCUUUCACCCACCAAGAACAAAUAGACUCCACCCAACAACAGCAUUACCAGUUCAAGCUUUGUUUCCCUGUACCAAAGCUAAAUGCUAAAAGCUUUUGGGUUUCAAAAUCUGUUAGAAGCUUAUGCUACAAAGCUAUAGAGCCAAAUGGAUGUUGCUCACAGAGGUUAGAGCAUAGUGGUACUGGUAUGAUAGUUAACAACUCUGUUUUUUGUGCUUCAGCUGGUCUUUUUGAAGAAAAGAAACCUGAAAUGGAGGGUUUGGUUGACGAAAACGAAAGCUUUGAAAAGAGAAAUGGGAGCUUUGGUGAAAAAGGGAUUCAAACGGGGACAUUUGCUGAGUUGCUUGAAGUGAAGGUUCCUGAAAGUAGUUCAAGUUCUGAUUUUAUGACUUCAGAAACAACAGGGCACGAGGAGGAACACAGUCAUAGUAGUUCUGAGGAGGAUUCAGUUUCACCACCUUCAUUGGGUUGGCCUUUAGCGGAAAAUGCUGAGACAGACUGCACCAGUACUACUUGUAGUGAAGUUGGAAAGAAACCCCCCUUGGAUGACAGGAAAUUAGAGAAACAAGGCUCCACAGUUUCAGAGGUUGAGUUGAUGAAGGAAAGAUUUGCAAAAUUGCUUCUUGGAGAAGAUAUGUCAGGGUGUGGAAAUGGUGUUUGCACUGCCUUGGCUAUUUCAAAUGCCAUCACCAAUCUUUGUGCCACCUUAUUUGGGCAAAUAUGGAGGCUAGAGCCACUGCCACCUGAGAAGACAGCAAUGUGGCGGAGAGAGAUGGAAUGGCUUCUUUCUGUUAGUGAUCAAAUUGUUGAGUUGAUACCCUCUUGGCAGACAUUCCCCGAUGGAAGCAAGCUUGAGGUAAUGACCAGCAGGCCCCGAUCGGAUCUUUACAUUAAUCUCCCAGCUUUAAGAAAGUUGGACAACAUGCUUCUUGAAAUAUUAGAUAGUUUUGUUGAUACAGACUUCUGGUAUGUUGACCAAGGGAUUCUAGCCCCAGAGGCUGAUGGAUCAACCCCUUUUCGUAAAGCCCUUCAGCGCCAAGAGGAAAAAUGGUGGCUGCCUGUGCCUCGAGUGCCUCCAGGAGGCCUCCAUGAAAAUUCAAGAAAGCAGUUGCAACAUAAACGUGACUGCACAAACCAGAUCCUCAAAGCUGCCAUGGCUAUCAACGGUAUUACUCUAGCUGACAUGGAAGUCCCUGAAUCAUAUUUGGAAUCUCUUCCAAAGAAUGGCCGAGUCAGUUUAGGAGAUAUCAUUUAUCGCUACAUUUCAUCGGAUCUGUUUACACCUGAAUGUCUUCUUGAUUGCCUUGAUUUGUCCUCUGAGCAUCAAGCUAUAGAGAUUGCCAACCGAGUGGAGGCCUCAAUAUAUUUGUGGCGCAAAAAGACCAACUCCAAACCUGUCAACAACACAACCCGGUCCAAUUCAAAGUCGUCAUGGGAAUUGGUCAAGGACCUGAUGGCUGAUGUUGACAAGAGAGAAAUACUUGCAGAUAGAGCAGAGAGCCUCCUGCUUUGCUUGAAGCAGCGGUUCCCUGGUCUUCCCCAGACCACUUUAGAUAUGACCAAAAUUCAGUACAACAAGGAUGUUGGGAAAUCCAUUCUGGAAAGCUACUCAAGAGUUUUGGAGAGCUUGGCCUUUAACAUUGUUGCACGUAUUGAUGAUCUGCUCUAUGUGGAUGAUUUGACCAAGCAUUCUGAUCAAUUCUCUUCACUAUCCAGAGUUGGUGUAAUUGGUCAGAAGAGUCUUUCAAUUCCAUACUCAGUGCCCGUUUCAAGCACUCCUUAUCUAACAGCAUUUACCACCCCAAACUUUUCACCAGCACAGCUAGUUAGCCCUGCUAAGGGAGAAAGAUCACCGCUUCUGACAAGCAGCCAAAUUCCACAGCGUGGGAUGGGUGUGAAAAAGGUCUUGACAGAUUAUCUUAGUAUUGAUUUAAGAGGGAAGGAAUAUAGUAAACCAAAUGAAGGAACAGUAUCAGUAUCCCAAGAAACAUCAGCAUCUUUUGAAUGUCUAAAAGAGGAAGUAAGCCUACCAAAACAGGAGUCAGCUCCAGAUAAAGAGCCCUGAGGUUGUACACCAUGAACCAAUUUCCCAAGACAGCAGUCACCUGGCCCUUUUUUUUUUCUUUUUUCUUUUUUAUUUGUAGAAAUAGGAAGAUGUUUGAGGAUGUUGAACAGUCACCCUGUUAUUUAAAUUGUGUCGUCGGUAGAUGUCUAUAAACGAUAAUGAGUUGAGUGGUUCAUGCUUCUCAGGGCAUCAUUUAUUGCCUUAAACUUGUUCCUGGCAGAACAUUUUGUGGAUUAAACGUAGAAUAGAAAUGCCAAACUACCUGUUACUUGUCUAUAUAAACUUCAAAAGAAACUUGAAAGGUUGAUGUUCAGACCUCAGUGUCUGUAAUGACAUCCAGAAGUUUCGCUAUAUCUAGUUAUCUACUUCGGAUGACUAUACUUUUGUUCAAAAGGUCAUUCUUCUUGUUUGUUAGAUUGAUUGCGGACUUGGGGGUUUGUGUUGCAGAUUAUCCAUUUCUGGUUCUGGUUUCUUAAAUCAAAGCGCUGCAAAAUUGUCUGAUCUUCUAGUGCCACCUACAUUACCAUUAGUGGGCCGGAGAUAGAAUUACAUUUUAUGCUCAAGUUACAGUAUAAAUACCCCAUCAGAAGAGGGGGUGCUGCAUUCAGGAUCGGGGUCAGCGGAGGGUUCUGGCAUUUUGAGAUAGAGAA
Molecule: messenger RNA, 2987 nt
Organism: Durio zibethinus
Lineage: Eukaryota; Viridiplantae; Streptophyta; Magnoliopsida; Malvales; Malvaceae
Product: rop guanine nucleotide exchange factor 7-like
Molecular function (GO): guanyl-nucleotide exchange factor activity
Source: RefSeq, a predicted model, not a curated record